Carcharodon carcharias (great white shark) is the source of this 2125-nucleotide messenger RNA. RefSeq names its product chaperonin containing TCP1, subunit 8 (theta) (gene cct8). NCBI's taxonomy places the organism in Eukaryota, Metazoa, Chordata, Chondrichthyes, Lamniformes, Lamnidae. Gene Ontology annotation, molecular function: ATP-dependent protein folding chaperone; ATP binding; ATP hydrolysis activity. The record is from RefSeq and is a predicted model, not a curated record. Gene Ontology annotation, cellular component: chaperonin-containing T-complex. The transcript has 15 exons. Bases 102 to 1748 code for a protein of 548 amino acids. Gene Ontology annotation, biological process: protein folding.
UGGUGGCUGCUGGGAGGAAGGGCCACGCCAGUGCGUUCUGGGGGUUUCUUUCCGGCUGGUCUGAAUCUUGGGAGGUUUGAGCGACACAAAGUAACCGAGAAAUGGCGAUGCAUAUUCCCAAAGCUCCGGGCUUUGCUCAGAUGCUAAAAGACGGUGCGAAGCACUUUUCAGGCUUGGAGGAGGCAGUUUACAGGAAUAUUCAAGCUUGCAAAGAGUUGGCUCAGACUACCCGUACAGCUUACGGCCCAAAUGGAAUGAAUAAAAUGGUCAUCAAUCAUGUGGAGAAACUUUUUGUUACCAAUGAUGCUGCUACUAUACUGCGAGAAUUGGAGGUUCAGCAUCCUGCUGCAAAGAUGUUGGUACUGGCUUCCCAUAUGCAGGAGCAAGAGGUUGGAGACGGAACAAAUUUUGUGCUAGUUUUUUCUGGUGCUCUACUAGACCUAGCUGAGGAACUUCUGCGAAUGGGUCUUUCAGUCUCUGAGGUAAUAGAAGGCUAUGAGGCAGCCUGCAAAAAGGCUCUAGAGAUCCUUCCAGACCUGAUCUGUUCCUCUGUCAAGAACCUGCGGGAUGUAGAAGAUGUAUUACCUGUCAUUCGAACUGCUGUGAUGAGCAAACAAUAUGGCAAUGCUGAUUUCCUAUGCAAGCUAAUUACACAAGCGUGUGUAUCUAUCUAUUCAGAAUCCGGACAUUUUAACGUGGACAAUAUUCGAGUCUGCAAAAUUCUGGGAUCUGGUGUGCUUUCUUCAUCAGUGCUUCAUGGAAUGGCUUUCAAACGAGAAACCGAGGGGGAUGUUACUUCUGUCAAAGAUGCAAAAAUAGCAAUAUAUUCUUGUCCUUUUGACUGCAUGGUAACAGAGACAAAGGGUACAGUUUUGUUAAAGAACGCAGAUGAUUUGAUGACUUUCAGCAAAGGAGAGGAGGAUCUCAUGGAGGUUCAAGUGAAGGCUAUAGCAGACUCUGGUGCUAAUCUAAUCAUAACUGGAGGGAAAGUAGCAGACAUGGCUUUGCACUAUGCUAACAAGUACCAGCUGAUGCUGGUUAGGUUGAACUCUAAAUGGGAUUUAAGAAGACUAUGCAAAACAGUAGGAGCUACAGCCCUUCCAAGAUUGACACCACCCACUCUGGAAGAAAUGGGGUACUGUGACAGUGUUUAUUUGUCAGAAGUUGGUGACACACAGGUGGUGAUAUUUAAGCAUGAGAAGGAAGAUGGUUCAGUUUCCACAGUUGUCAUCCGUGGUUCUACAGAUAACAUAAUGGAUGAUGUUGAGAGGGCAGUCGAUGAUGGUGUCAACACUUUUAAAGUUCUUACAAAGGAUAAACGCUGUUUACCAGGUGCAGGAGCAACUGAGAUUGAACUGGCUAAGCAAAUCACAACUUAUGGAGAGUCAUGUCCUGGUCUUGAACAAUAUGGCAUCAAGAAAUUUGCAGAAGCUUUUGAAAGUAUUCCACGAGCUUUGGCUGAGAACUCUGGUAUUCGGGCUAAUGAAAUCAUUUCAAAAUUGUAUGCAGUACAUCAGGAAGGAAACAGAAACAUUGGAUUUGAUAUUGAGGGUGAAGGUUCAGGCCUGAAGGACAUGCUUGAGGCUGGAAUACUAGACCCAUACUUGGUUAAGUACUGGGGAAUUAAGCUUGCUACAAAUGCUGCUGUAACUGUUCUGAGAGUAGACCAGAUAAUUAUGGCAAAACAGGCAGGUGGACCCAAACCUCCAGCACAAAAGAAAGACUGGGAUGAUGAUCAAAAUGACUGAACAGUUCUAACCACCUAGGAAUGAAUUUUUACCAAUUAAUGUGUACUGAGCAGAAGCCCUAUGUUGUAGUGCAGAUUGGAUCUGUUGAGUUUUGUUAUUUAUGCAGCUUGUUUACUUACGAGAUACAAAGUUGUGGCACUAUCUGAAGGGCCAGAAAAUACUGUUCUAAUAAAGACUUUGGACUACCAAAACAUGCUUGUCUUUAAAUUUGUAAGUGAUAUAAGGAUAACCAAUCCUAAAUGUCAGUGCUUUUUUUUCUGGGAUAAAGCCCUUAUGUAUUAAAAUGAAAUAUCUUCAAAAGUUAAGCAUAGGCUUAAAUUGCAUUUGUUUUCACGUGGUUAAUAUCAAAAGGUAUUCAAAGUAUUUAAGCAGUAAAA